AUGGUUACCAAGAUACUUUCCGCGAAAGCGCGUUACGCGCAGAAAUGGACCGAAGACUUUAACGCGACAGGCGACAUCAAGGCGGAGCGCGUACCUCUUGACCCGAGCCCAUUGUUCUAUGCCUUUGGUGUGCCGUGCAUUGCACUUUACCGCGGAUAUUACAUUUUAGCCGGCUUUCAAGCCCUUAGAUCCUAUGGGAGAUCGGCGAACGUUAAGAAUAACGCGACUAUCAAGACGGCGCAGAAGGACUGGCUGAUAGGCCCACUCCUUGCGUCAACGGAUUUCGUUAAUACCCAAGUGAAUCUGAUACGUAUCUACCAUGACGAAACAGCCCAAAAAGUUACCGCAAGGCUGAAAUCCGAGGCGAAUUCUGAGAGAUACGUGCUAGUCUUUAGAAUUCAAAUUUACACUGGGACCAGACCUGAUAUACAAUAUACGAGAAGGAACCUGACUGAGCCAUAUACUAUUUCACCAAGAGUUAAGUCGUACUGGCUUGAUAGAUCAGUUGCCAGUGAUAGAGCGUCAAACUUCCAUUAG
This is a messenger RNA of Penicillium chermesinum, 537 nucleotides long. RefSeq lists its product as uncharacterized. The transcript has a single exon. Bases 1 to 537 code for a protein of 178 amino acids. Lineage: Eukaryota; Fungi; Ascomycota; Eurotiomycetes; Eurotiales; Aspergillaceae. The record is from RefSeq and is a predicted model, not a curated record.